This is a messenger RNA of Tachysurus vachellii, 2850 nucleotides long. RefSeq names its product stanniocalcin 1 (gene stc1). Gene Ontology annotation, cellular component: extracellular region. The record is from RefSeq and is a predicted model, not a curated record. Gene Ontology annotation, biological process: intracellular calcium ion homeostasis. The transcript has 4 exons. Gene Ontology annotation, molecular function: hormone activity. Lineage: Eukaryota; Metazoa; Chordata; Actinopteri; Siluriformes; Bagridae. Bases 279 to 1064 code for a protein of 261 amino acids.
GACACACACACACACACACACACACACACACACAUGCACAGAGAGCGAGAGAGAGAGUCUUGAUUAUUGCUGGCUGCACGACACGAAUUUAGUCAGUGAUUUAUUUUUCAUCUGCCACAGCACAGAUUUGCACGAGAUCAUCAUCCCUGUCAAAAAAAAAAAAAGCGUGCAUCGGCGUGUUAACAUCUGACAGAUCCGCCGCGCACAACUCCACAGGGAGGCAGAGGAGCUCGAGCCGUUAUUCUUCUUAAUAAGAGAAUUCAGGAAAGCCUCAAGAGAUGCCACAAAGAAGCGGACUUUGGUUGCUGCUGCUGCUGCUGCUGUUCGUGCUACUGCUCGGGUUGCUGGUCGUCGCAUCGGCGCACGAGCAGGACGUGAACGAAUCGUACUCGCCGCGGAGAGCGCGCGCCUCCGCCAACAGCCCCGCGGAUGUGGUGCGCUGUUUGAAUAGUGCCCUUCAAGUGGGCUGUGGUGCCUUUGCUUGUCUGGAGAACUCCACGUGUGACACAGAUGGAAUGCAUGACAUCUGCAAGUCCUUUCUCUACAGUGCUGCUAAAUUUGACACUCAGGGCAAGGCCUUUGUGAAGGAGAGCCUGAAGUGCAUCGCCAAUGGCAUCACCUCCAAGGUCUUUCUUACUGUGCGCCGUUGUUCCACUUUCCAGCGGAUGAUCUCGGAGGUCCAGGAGGAGUGCUACACCAAGCUGGACAUCUGCACUGUGGCCAGGUCAAACCCAGAAGCCAUUGCGGAUGUAGCUCAACUGCCCAGCCACUUCCCUAACAAGUUUUAUGGAAAGCUGCUGCAGAGUUUAAUGGACUGUGACGAGGAAACAGUCGACCUGUUGAGGGUGAAUCUGAUGGCCCGGUUGGGGCCUGAGAUAGCCAUGCUCUUCCAGCUACUGCAGAACAAGCCUUGCCCAUCCACUGCUGUGCCCGCUGGGGCAGAGACUCGUGGAGGCUGGCACUGGCCCGCCAGUCCCCACCCACACAAGAACCAGCCUCAUCUACGCAACAGGGACACAGCCAAUCUCUUCAGCAAGAAACGCAACAUGGAUAACAGCUCUUAACCCAGACCACGAUUCUUGGUUCGAACCUAGAGGUUGUGCACAAUUUUGCUAAAUGAAAAAACAAACAAACAAAACAUAUUAGUGGCUCAUUCACGAUCAGAAUGCAGGAAUAACAUUAAUUCUCUUGAAUGGGAAAGAGGGGGAAAAAAAUGCACCUAUAUGAAAAUAGCUUGAAUGUCAAAUGUUUAUGUUUAUCAACUUUAGAUUUGAUUUAUAUUGUCAUUAUAUUGAAUUUCAAGGGACUAGUUUACCAGCUAAGCUUUUUUCUUUCAUAUUUCGAGACUGACCUAAGCACAGUUUAAAGUCUCUUUUACAAGCUCAGUGUAAAAUCUCUUUAAAAAAAAAUAUUCAGGCCAUUGUGUAGAGAGUUCUUAGAUAGAUAUAUUAUUUUCAUGAAAAGUAUCUAAAGAAAAAAACUGAAAAUAAUACCAUCAAUAUAGAAACAUUUAUAUACCUAUACAACCGAUAUAUCUUAAAAAGGUUACAACAAAGAAAAUAUGUGUAUAUAUACUGAAUAUAUUGUUAAUGUGAAAUAGUUGGCAUGUGCUAUAAAUAUGAGAGUGUACUAUUUAUUUAUUAACAGAAAAUUUUACUAUUUUUAGAUGUUAAAUUGCCACUAGAUCUUAAAUUGCCACUAGCCUUUUUUUGUGAACGCUCACUCGUUGGGUGAGGGAUAUCUUUCAAAAGAAAAUCUGCAGGAAUUCAUUAUAAAAGACCAAAAAAAAAAAGACACUAAGAUUUACUCCAGAUGCCAUAUCUCAUAGACCCUGCGUCCGGUAACAUUAGGUGUCAUGACUAAAAUCAUUUUUUACAUAACCGAUUAGAAAUCUGAAUGGAAGGUGAUCAUUUAGUAGAUAUUAUUUUUCUAUUCAAAAAAAAACAAAAAAACAAACAGCAACAUUUGUUGCUAACCCUCGAGUGCAAUGCUAGUGUCACAUGAAAUUCUGAAACCAUAGCCAGACGUAACGGACAGAUGAACAACUUGCUCCCUGGUGAAUAUGACGUACAGAGGUGGGGUCGAGCGUGCGAGUGCUGCAAAGCAAGCCAAGAUGUCUAUUUAAGAAAAGAGCCUUUUGGGUUUAUUCAUAUUUAUUUUGCUACUAUAUUAUUUAAGUGUUUAUUUUAUUGCAUUUCUGUAGAUAUUCUGUUGUAAGUCAAUUAGAGGUGUUUUUCUUUUUUUUUUCCUUCUUCUUCUUUUCUCUUUUUCUGUUAGUACCUGUGGCAUUGUACCAAUUUUUUUUUUUUUUUUUUUUUCUUUUUAGAUUUAUAUUCUAUUUUUUAGACUUUUUUUCUUUCCUUUCUAUCGAGAUGAGACCCAUGUAAUGACUCUGUGCUGGUCAUGGGGGAACACGUUGGUCAUUUGAGUCAACUGAGAGUGUUGUAUGGGACCACUAUAAAGGGUGUUGCGAGCAUUGCCACUUACUGUGUAUUUUGUGCAGGGUCAACAAUAGACUGUUGCUUUAGAGUUAUUUUCAGCUUUAAUAAAAUUCUGCCUGUGUUAGGGAGAGAAAAGACAAAUAUUAACAUCCAGUAUUUUAACGCACUGCUGGUUUAUUUUGUACAUGAAGGGUGGCUUUAAGCUCCUGUACAGUACAUCUAUAGUUAGCACAAACGGUUCAAACUGGAACAGUCACUGCAAAGUGUUUUCUGGAGCCAUUCUUGACACUAUGCAAUAUACAAUGUUUAUGAAAAGACCUAUUUUUUUUCUCUCUCUCUCUCAGAGUGUUUACCCGGAGUGCAAGAGUAGACAUCUCUGUUUAAGUGCUUAGUGUAGAAGUGAAGCUAA